Adineta steineri is the source of this 789-nucleotide messenger RNA. Lineage: Eukaryota; Metazoa; Rotifera; Eurotatoria; Adinetida; Adinetidae. The record is from the annotation of a GenBank genome assembly.
AUGGUGUAUCUAUUGAACAAUGAUAUAUGUAUAAAAGACAUUUUAGCUGAUACUACAACAUCAGCAUCGAUACUUUCAGGUGCAAUGACUGAUUAUCAGAAACAGAAAGAUGAAUUAACCAAAGCUCAAGAACAAUUUAAAACUGAACGAGAUGAAUUUGAAAAUGAAAAGAAAAUAAUGGAAAAAUUUCUUAAAAAUUCUGAUGUUAUUCAAUUUAAUGUUGGAGGUGAGAUAAUGUACACAAGUCGUGCUAGUCUUCUUCAUGUAGCUAAUUCAACCUUAUCAAAAAAACUGCUCGGUAAAUCAAAAGAGAAAUUAAGUAUUGAUAAAGAUGGUAAUAUCUUUCUUGAUUUUAAUCCUAAACUCUUUCGUCAUUUACUCGAACAAUUACGAUUAUUUGAAGAUGGAGAAAAAAUUGUUUUUUAUCCUCCAUUAACACCAAUUCUUACUAUUCCAUUUAAUAAUAUGCUUGAAAAACUUGGUCUUACACCAGCACCUAUGUCCGAUGAUGAUAUAUUUACAUUUAAUGUUGGAGAUGAAAUUAUUGCUACAAAACGAAAAACACUUAAUCGUAUACCGAACUCAAAAUUAUCAACACUUCUUUCAAUGAAUAAACCAUCAGAUAUGGAUUUAAAUGGUAGACCAUUUCUUGAUUAUGAUCCAAAACUAUUUCGACAUUUACUUACACAAUUACAAUCAGAACAAACAAUAAAUUUUGAAGCACCAUCAAUUGAAUCAAAAACUGCAUUCAAUGCUAUGCUUAAUAAUUUAGGUCUCAAACAUAAAUAA